Molecule: messenger RNA, 1815 nt
Organism: Sporothrix schenckii 1099-18
Lineage: Eukaryota; Fungi; Ascomycota; Sordariomycetes; Ophiostomatales; Ophiostomataceae
Exons: 2
Coding region: 1-1815 (604 amino acids)
Source: RefSeq, a predicted model, not a curated record
AUGGCGUCCUGGCAGCGCCUGCCGACCGAAAUCAAGCUGGCCAUCUGGGGCUCCGUGGCCAAAGAUGCAGAGGACGACCGUCGCACACGGAAGCUGCAGCUCGACAAAAACCAGAAACCGGUCAGCCUCGCUCCCUUUGCCGCCGUUGCUCUGGACUGGCAAUCGUUCUUUGAACAGGUCACCUUCCGCCGACUCUUCAUCGAGGACGAUCAGGUUGAUCGAUUUGCAGCCCUGGUCAAGGGCCCUCGCAAGAAGCAACGCUUAGGCUUCAUUCAACACCUGCAUUUCCACGGCCGUUUGGAUGACUACGACUGCUCGCAGUGCAGUACGCUGCCCAGUACCGAGGCCCUGAAGCGGGACGACGAGCGGCUCGUGGUCGCCUUGUCAGCGUUGAUAGCGGUACUCGCCACGUGGGACGACACGCCCACCGGCCAGGACCGACAGGACCGACAGGACAGACACGGUGGUCUGGGAGGGCAAGGACCAGCCGGACUGACCUUGGAGCUGAGCUCGUCCUCGUGGAGCGACCCAUACCAUACAAUCCGCAACUUUCGACACUACCGCGAGUACCCGUAUGACGCAGUCGAGGACAUGGACGAGACCUGCACCGCGUACGAUCGGUACCGGGUCCGCGAGCGUGAUUUUCCAAAUAAUACCCACGGGUGGGAAGCGGGUGUCUGGAGACAGCGCCUCGCUGGUGCCGCUUCCGCCAUCGGCCGCGUUCUGGGAGGCGAACCUCUCGGCCAUGCCAUGCAGCUUGCCCGCCCAAUACAAGCAGGGGUCGCGAACCAGCUCGACAACUCACAAGUCGCCGAAAUUGGGGACGUGGACGUUGCCCCGGUCAAGAUUGUCCACACGCUCAUGAUGCGUCGUCGGUUUUACCGUAGCAUCGACCAGAGGCUCUUCCAGACGCUUGUGUCUUGUACCUCCAACGGGCUCGACGGGGCGCACAUGGAGGUGUGGGAGCCAGAAAGCAUCGGACGUACGUGUAACUACUUUGUGGCUGUGGUGACUGAGGUGGAAUGGAGAAUCGAGUGGUCCCGUGGCGGUGAAGCCAUUCUCGAAUGUGGGUGGGGGUCCGGCCUCCGCAGCCUGUCUGUGUAUAUGGAUAUCAAUGUGUAUCUGACGUGGAGGCAGUUUCACCAUCCGUACGGACCGGUUCUGCCGAAGGCUUCCACGGAUGUUCAGAAGAUUGUUCGCUCAACACGGCUCCGGGAACAUGUCGCAUUGUCGUACGUGCUGGACGCCACGACCAUUUUUGAAAGUGCCAAGACGCAGUUGCAGGCGGCCAAGGACACAGCAACGGACCAGACAUCGCAGAUCACCGGUGCCUUUUGGCCUCGCAUCACUACCCUCGCACUUACCGACAUUUGCCUGGCGCCCAACCAGCCAGUUGAAUAUGGGUCGCGUGCUGUUCGAUUGGCAGCCGAAAUGAUCACGCAUAUGCCAGCUCUGGAGAUCCUAGAACUGUGGUAUGGCAACAAAGAGCAUGGCUGUCUGUUCCGUUUUGAGUCUACGCGGCGGUCGGCGGCAGCACGCCCUGUCAUCACGAUACUAACAACGUGGGACGCCCAACCGGCGUGGUGGACGCCCGAAUUGGAAUCCCUGUGGGCAGAAUCGGCAGCACUGUUGUCGCCGUAUCCGCUUCGUGUUGAGCACCGCGUCUUGCCAGAGAUGUUGUCUCCCACAAACAACCGCCUCGCACCGUAUAUGCGCGUCAUAGGGAAUCUUGUCUUGCGCGAUCGCGUGAUCGAUCCGGUGUCACUGUAUGACAUGGUACAAGACCCGACAUAUGCAGUUUCUUGGCCAGAGUGA